Messenger RNA from Drosophila persimilis, 1164 nucleotides. RefSeq lists its product as uncharacterized. NCBI's taxonomy places the organism in Eukaryota, Metazoa, Arthropoda, Insecta, Diptera, Drosophilidae. The transcript is spliced from 2 exons. The record is from RefSeq and is a predicted model, not a curated record. The coding region runs from base 215 to 814 and encodes 199 amino acids.
ACUCGUAGUCGUGUAGGGAGUUCUUUUUAUGGGAAGUAGUCCCUGACUUUCCUGCAAAUCACAUUCGUACAGAGCUCUCCCUCGUCAUUAUAUUUCCAUACGUCUCUCGUGACGAACAUCUCAGUAGAAAAAAUCGUCGAAAAGUACAAAUUUAACAAUUUCAAAACAUUUUCUAAAAACCUUGUGUCGCUUGGCGUUUUGGACUAAAAACGACAUGUCCAACAUGCAGGAUGUACCGCUGCCGGAGCCAGAGGGCUUGGACGAGUCGGGUGUCGCGUCGACGGUCAGCACCAAGUCCACUUCGCUGAAGCGCUUCUUCAAGCUGAGCAAGAAGCCACACAACUUCCAGGAGGAGCUCCAAGAUGUGGCCGAAUCAGCCGGCCGCCAGAAGGAUCCCAGCAAGAACAACACAAUGGGUCGUUUCUUCACGCGCUUCAAGAACGCACAAAAGGAUGGUGAUGAACCAGUGUCUUCGACUAGCAAUGUGACCACUGUUGCUGGCGAGGAGGAGCAGCAGCAGCAGGACCAGGGCCAGGUCAGCAACAAGCCGCUGCCCAAUGUGAAGCCCACAAUUAAGGAGUCCAUAUCGAGCUACUGGAAGAUGCUCUUCACUCGCACCAAGGCCCAGAAGCAGGCUGGCUCUGGCAUGUCGGUCGGCAUGGAGGAGGUGCACGAGCUGCAGCAGGUGAAGCAGGAUCAGACUCAAUUGGACGGCCAAUUCAAUCAGUCUGACCGCGAGGAGGACAUCGAGGUUUUGAACACACCCCAGCCGGAGGUCGCUGUAGCUCUGACCCUGCAGGAGCUGGAAGACUAAGACACUAAGACACAAGCAUCUACUAUAAACACUAUCCUCUUGGCAAACACUUCAACCACAUAUCGUUACUUGCGUUGUCCUCCCGAGCCUCGAGAACGACUAGCCGACGGUCGGAGGCAUCCUUCGAGCGCUGAAAGACAAACGCUACAAAACAUUUAUACACUAUCCUCUUGGCAAUUACUUACACUAUCCUCAACACUUGGUGACUUCAAUUUGUUUCCCUAAAAUACGCCACAGAAUCCCAACAAUUUUAAAUUGUUACACUAUCGAAAGGUUCGGCCUUCCACAGAAUGUUCAAUUGUAGGCAUACCUUCAAAAUAAAUGCUCCUGCAUAUGCAAGUAAAAUGUAA